AUGAUGCAACUCAGCGAGUCAGAUGGUCCUCCCCUCCUUGAUACUACCUUGACAAUCAAUGGUCUGUUCCGUCAGACGGUCCUGCAUUUCUCAGACACAGUCGCCCUCGUUUGCACUCACCAGCCACGGGACUUGUACGGAGUUCCGAGUCUCCCUCUUUGCGAUGAUGGGCAAGAAGCACCUUACCUCCGAUGGACCUAUCGAGAUCUCGACCGUGCAAUACAACGGUUUGCGAAUGGACUGAGAAGGCGCGGACUUCGAAAGGGAGACCCGGUGUUGAUGUUCAUGACAAAUACUGCCGAGUAUGUCAUCGCUACAUGGGCUGCGUAUCGUAUUGGCUGCGUACAUGUUCCAAUCAACCCUAGAAGCUUGUCGCAUACCCGCGAGGUCCAACACAUGUUGCGCACCACGAUGAAGGGUUGCAAUACCAAGUCCAUUGCGACUAUUGCGGGCAAUGCCGAUCUGUGUCCACAAAUUGAGAAGUUGACAGCCGGGGUGCCCUGCAUGAAGAUAUUGGUUGACGGCCUAGUUGAUGGAUGGAUACCAUUCGAAGACUUGAUGGAAGAGCCAACAAUCGCUGGGAAGGAUGGACAGUGCGAUGGUAACGACCCAGAGCCAGGGCCAGGGCUUUUAGGAUCCUCGAUAUUCUUCACCAGCGGAACUACCUCUCUUCCCAAAGGCUGUUUCGUGCAAACGUCGUCAUAUCCUUUCACAGUUGCCACAAGUUGGCGUCAAAGUUGGCAGCCAAUGUUGCCCGGUGACAGGGUUGCACUCGCACUUCCGAACAACCACGCCUUCAGCUAUAUGUGUCUCAUGUCAUCUUUCGUAAAUGCAGCUACCAUUGUGUUUCCGGGAUCUGGCUUUGUCCCAGAGACUGUGAUUCGGGUCCUCCACCAGGAACAGUGUAGUCAUACUGCGUUUGUGCCAACCAUGAUCCUUGCAUUGAGUGGUGUCUCUUUAGCCCCUGGCCAGAAGCUUAACUCCCUACGACGAGUAUUAUUAGCGGGAGCUCCUCCAACCGAAGAGGUCAUCAGAAUCUGUCUUGAUCAUCUUGGUGCAUCAGGAGUCGAAAAUCUGUACGGAAUGACCGAGGGUGUCCUCGUAUCCUCUAAUGUGGUCGGAUGUGCCAAUGAUAUCAUCAGCGGAACAGAUAUAUCGAUUGGCUCUCCGUUGCCAGGUUCGAAGGUCAGAGUUUGCGCUGAGGGAAACCGUACCCCUUUGUCUGUCGGAAUGGUCGGAGAAGUGCAUUUUUCCGGGCCAAGCUUGAUCAAAGAAUAUAUAGGACGAGCCGAUGAUGAUAAAUUCUAUAUUGGAGAGGAUGGUCGACAGUGGUUCUGCACCGGAGACAAGGCGGUGCUGGGCAACGAUAAUCGGUUUUAUCUGGUUGGCAGAUAUAAAGACACGAUCAUCCGCGGAGGUGAGAACAUCGAACCAUCCGCCAUCGAAGCUGUAUUGGGCCAAUUCUCUGAAUUUCAUUGCCUUGAACCUCAGAUCGUCCGAGUACCAGAUCAUGUCGCCGGCGAGCUUCCUGUUGCGAUUGUGAAUCAAGAAAUAGAUCAAGAUACGGCACGUCGAGUCAGGAACACUAUUUUGGAGAAGAUGGGAGCGCUCUACGUCCCGGUGGACGUGAUAUCAGUGCAGUCUCUGGGAAUAAAUGUUUACCCCAAGACCCUCGCAGGCAAAAUCCAAAAGCCGAAACUGGAGAAAUUGAUGAAGACAUACUGGGAGGAGCAUCGAUCUCACGCUCGUGACAAACUAGACCCUUUUCGCAAAUCACGGGUUACUCAAGGAUUAGCAGCUUUGAUCAAUGAUCUCACACUCAAUCCCAUGCAGCGGAAGAUAUGGCAGGAUACGGCACGCAGAGUCUCGUUCUCUGACUGGGUGGCUGCUGAUGGUCCUACCAAGCAGGCUCAGUCGGCUAACGAGGCUCAACCAAACCAAGACACAUACCAUCCCAUGAAUUCAAGUGACAGCCAGAAUAUUGUUGAGCCAGCUCUAGGCUCACAGGUCAUGGAAUCAUUGCUCGCAGCCAUUGUGGAAGAAAAAGGAACUCAGAUUAACCCAGCUACUCGAAUGGUUGAUUUGGGGGUGGAUUCAAUAUUAUCCAUUACAAUCCUCAACCAAAUUAAAACGGAAACAGGCUUCUCACUCCCAUCUUCCCUAUUUUUCACCCAAAAGACGAUUGGGGAAAUCGUUGACAGUUUAUGUUCGAUCUCGAGCCCAGAGGAGCUUCUCGAUAUCACCGCCUCAGCAGAAGAAGCACCUCGCGACACAUGCUUCUCAACACUUCUCCAAGGCACACCAAAGCCUGGAGUCCCCUCAUUGUUCCUCACACCUCCGGGUUCAGGAUAUGCUUUCUCAUAUGACGCACUUCCCAACUUUGAAGAUGAUUUUGCGAUAUACUCCUUAGGAUCUCCAUUCCUCAUGACCAAGGACGAGGCUUCAUGGACAGUGGAAGAAGCCGCCGCUUUAUACGUCAAGACCAUUCGCAAUCUUCAAGCGCAGGGACCAUAUAUUCUCGGCGGGUGGUCUAUGGGUGCAAUCAUCGCCUAUGAGAUAGCAUAUCAACUUCACCAACAGGGGGAACAGAUCCUAGGGGUCAUAAAUCUCGACAUGCCAAUCCCUAAACCACAUCCCGAUGUUCUAGAGCCAACUGUCAAAUUGCUUGAAAUCUUGGGCUUCUAUCCCCCAAUUCGUCGCGAAGGAAAGCCCGAUAUGGAAAUACCUUCCUAUCGACGACAGCACAGUCUCUCGUCGGUUCUUGCAAAGAUGAGAUACUCGCCUCGACCGAUCAAUACGCCCGGGAAUGUGACUCCAGUGCCCAUAUUCGUGAUAUGGGCGGGGCAUGGUGACCCCGACCGGCUCCCAGUCGUGCUGGCUGAAGCAAAUGAGCUAUUGAAAAGAUAUGGAUCCCAAACUCAGAAGAGAACUGGACAGGAGUGGUUACAAAUACCACGUGAAUCAUUUGGCCCGGGUGAUUGGGCGGAAAUGGUGGGAGAGGAGAACGUCGAGUGUCAUGUCAUAGACCAUGCAGCACAUGAUUCAAUGAUGGAUCCAGAAGUGGUGCCAUAUGUGGCGGAUUUGAUGCAACAAGCCAUCAAGGGGUGGAUGGAAAAAUCCAUGUCUUUCGGCGAGCAUUCCCGAUAA
Messenger RNA from Penicillium paradoxum, 3147 nucleotides. Its product is annotated as acetyl-CoA synthetase-like protein. Lineage: Eukaryota; Fungi; Ascomycota; Eurotiomycetes; Eurotiales; Aspergillaceae. The record is from RefSeq and is a predicted model, not a curated record. The transcript has 3 exons. The coding region runs from base 1 to 3147 and encodes 1048 amino acids. Gene Ontology annotation, molecular function: phosphopantetheine binding. Gene Ontology annotation, biological process: biosynthetic process.